UAUGCCUUGAUGCUUUGAUGCAACUGCCAGACGUUGCUAUGAAUGCCGGAAUGUACCCAAAUGUACCAACUUUUCCCUCUAUUCCUCAUCCUACAUCCUUCUUGUCCCACCACUUAGACCAGCGCGCUUCUGCGUGCCUGUGGAUACUCUAUUGCUGUACGGUUUAUUCUGAUCUUGUUUAGGUCUAUAUUAUAUACCACUCAAGGCUUGCGGGCGGCAUCCCUUGGCAGCUUAACCUGGAGACCAUAUAGAGCAAGAGGGGAGGAUGAUCCUCUCAAAUUUCAUGCGAAAGAAUGUUAAUCGAAAGACGAAGGUGACAAAAUCUUCUGGCAUACCCCCUCGACCGCACCAGUCACCCACCUCACCUCUACCCGCUUGUCCAGAAGAGAUCUUCGAUAUUCAUGAGAAGUCAAGCAAUUCUCGGAUGUCCGAAGAACUCCCCUCAGACAGAGAUUCAUCUGCCAAUAGAGCUUCUACAUCUACUUCUCGCACUCCAUUGAAUGUCGGAUCUUCUUUGGUCCAAUUGGAUUACAACCCAGAGCCCCUGGACAACUGGUUCCCGCAGGAGCUAUUGAGCGGAAGACGCGGUUCCCAUGAUUCUACAUGGAAUCUUCAUAUGAGUCCACUUCAAGAAUCAGCGAUAGCUGAAGCUGCCGUCCUGAACACCCCGAAGGAGGAUUUAAAUCCGGGUCCUAUAUUUCAAGAGGCCAUUACCGCCAAUAUAUCCCAUUCUCGGCAGCUGUCUGAUCACAUGGCACCUUCUGCUUCGAAGAAGUCAAUCCCUGCUCCCAUCUUCAUACCAGAAGUCGAAGUUUCUCCCACCAAGGCUCCGACUAGGCGGCCAACAGUGAAUGCUGAAUCUUCGGGCAUGAAUCAGCAGCCGUUUCCGACCACCUCCCCUCCGUCCCCCAUGGAUUCGGAAAAUAUGUCCGCUAUAUCCGGCUCAACUCUUGCUCGUGCCCUUAUUAGGAACUCGUUCAUUUUGUCGUCGAGCGAUCGGGGAUCGCGAUACCGCAGCGGUAUGGCACGUCAAGAUUCUGCUACUCUUCCUAGUAGCGACCAUCUGCUUAUGGAGAUCGCACGUGCACGCGACUCCGGUGGUGACUCAAUUGUGCCCCCUGUGCCAUCCCUGCCUUCAGUCUCAGGAGUACUCCUGCUAGAUCAAGCGAGAACAUCUGCCGUCCAAGAUAAAGAACAGAAGUUUCUAGAUGCCAGUGCAUCCACCACGGUGUCCUCAGCCUCUGGAGCUUACUAUGCGUCUCCUGAUAUGAUCAUGCAUUCAGGGCUAUCAAGGCGCAUUUCUCGAAUAUCAGAGGUUCCUUCUCCCGCGCCGACAACGCCAAUGUCGCCGCAGUCAAUUCGCGAUGCCCAGCCAAUGAAGAGUGGUAGCUCUAUAGCUGCUAGCAGUAUGCUUGCAAGGAUGGAUGAGACUGAUUCGGACGCUCCAAACACUGCCUCUCACACACCCGCAACGACUUCAUCGUACCGAUCAUUUCAUCAAACGGAAACAGGCGUGUCAAGCACUUCGGGCCAAGCAUCUGAAUUUAUCUCUCCUAGUCCAACGGAUGGUUUGGAUGGAUAUUCCUUUGUUGCUCCUGAGCCUUUACAGUCUGCUGCAUCCAUUAGUUCUGAUGAUAGCGCAUACCUGCAGACGAAAUCCAGCGAUGUCAGCCUGAAGAAGCGCAGGGCAAGAGCGCUGGGAGCAACGCCAUCGUUGAGGGGUGGGAGAAGUUUCAAGGCAUCGGAUGUAUCGUCGAAUAGCAUUUUUCAACGCAAUAAAAAGCAUAUCAGACUUCCCAUCGGCGAGCGCCCUCGUUCAAUCCUUGUCCCACAAACACCAAUUACUCCUGCAUUGAUUGCCUCUUCUACCGUGCAAUAUCCCUCCGCGCUAUCCCAGUUUCCUCUGAGUCGGAUAUUCUUAACACCAGCCCGCUUUCCGCAACGGGGAAUCUUUGCACAACGUCAACAUGCGGAACGUGCCCUUGGCAUUCCUGAACGUAUCACUGUCAGCCAGGAGUAUGACCUCCUGGAUUACGCUAUCAAUGUGAGCCCCAAGUCGCAGAGUUCACCGACUUGACCCCCCCUCGAGCUCUUCCACUGGAGAACAGACCUUCCCAGAGACUCCAAAUAUCUUCACUCCAUUAUUCUCCCCCAACUUUCCC
Messenger RNA from Suillus subalutaceus, 2162 nucleotides. RefSeq lists its product as uncharacterized. Bases 266 to 2077 code for a protein of 603 amino acids. The transcript has 5 exons. The record is from RefSeq and is a predicted model, not a curated record. NCBI's taxonomy places the organism in Eukaryota, Fungi, Basidiomycota, Agaricomycetes, Boletales, Suillaceae.